Vigna radiata var. radiata (mung bean) is the source of this 1053-nucleotide messenger RNA. RefSeq lists its product as uncharacterized. Lineage: Eukaryota; Viridiplantae; Streptophyta; Magnoliopsida; Fabales; Fabaceae. The coding region runs from base 1 to 1053 and encodes 350 amino acids. The transcript has a single exon. The record is from RefSeq and is a predicted model, not a curated record.
AUGCGGGGAGGAAUCGAACAUCCGUUCGGUAGAAGAGAUAGAGGAGUAGGUUCCAGAAGCAGGGAUCAAAACAGGAUGCAGAGGUACGUACACCACACUCCACUAAAUGCGCCCCGAACGAGAGUGUUGGAGGAGGCGUUAAGGGCGGACCUAAUAGCAGUGGUGCAAAUACCUACACCGGCUGGAGUUGACAAAAGUAAAUACUGCCGGUAUCAUCAAAAUCGUGGACACACCACAGAAGAUUGUGUCACGUUAAAGGAUAAAUUAGAAGCCCUCGUUCAAGCGGGGCAUCUGCAGAGGUUCGUCCAGAGAAGAGGGUCGUUAGGCAGAACCAGACCAUCAUUAACACGACGAGACCCGCAAGUGAGAAAUCAGCAAAGAGCUGAUCGGAGCAGAAGCAGGAGUACCGAACGGGUGGUCAGGGGAGUGAUCAACACGAUUUCAGGAGGAUUCGCAGGAGGCGGUUCAACAUCAGCAGCCAGAAAGAGGCACCUCAGAAAUUUACACAGUGCCAGCCGGGCGGGCCCGUCCAGGAGGUCUAUGCCAACUAUCACAUUUUCAGAUGAAGAUUUUCACGCACCUGAUCUGGAGCAAGAUGACCCGAUGGUCAUAACGGCCAUGAUUGCCAAAUACCAAGUCAACAAAGUCCUAGUGGAUCAAGGCAGUUCGGCCAAUAUCCUCUACUGGAAAACAUUCAGGCAAAUGGAGAUAUCAGAGGAUGCUAUCAUGCCUUUCAAUGAGCAAAUUGUAGGGUUCGUUGGGGAAAGGGUGGACACAAAAGGAUACGUAGACUUGAGGACCAGUCUGGGAGCUGACAGAAAGGCCAAAGAAGUAAAGGUGCGUUUCUUGUUAGUGGAGGCCGAUACGUCAUAUAACAUUCUCCUUGGACGACCUUGCUUGAACAUGUUUGGGGCUAUUGUCUCAACUCCGCAUCUGACUUUGAAAUACCCUGCCGAUGAUUGGCAAGUAUGUACUGUUAGGGCCGAUCAGAAGAUGGCUCGAGAAUGUUACGCAGCAGGAUUAAAGAUAAAGCCCCGAACGACUGCUUUUUGA